AUGGCGAGCUGCAGGCUGUUCGGCGUUCUGGCGCGCUGCUCCCGCGCCAACGCGAGUUCCGCUUUCAAAUGCACAGGUUUGCAACAAUCAACGAGAACACUAGCAACUGAAGCAAAUAAGAAAUAUUUUAAAUACAAAACCGUUGGCGAUGUAGCAGUUAUCACCAUAGAUUCACCAAAUGCCAAAGUAAAUACCUUAAACAAGGAACUAAUGGCGGAGAUAGCAGAAUUACUGAAUGAAAUUCAAUCGAAUACUCUUGUCAAUGCAGCGGUAUUAAUUAGUGGAAAACCAGAUAAUUUCAUAGUUGGUGCAGACAUUACUUGGUUACAAACUAUUCCGGAUGCAGAAGCUGGUUAUCAGAUAGCGAAAGAGGGUCACAGAAUUCUGGAUCUAAUAGCGAAUAGUAAAAAGCCAAUUGUCGCUGCUAUUCACGGUCCGUGUCUCGGUGGAGGAUUAGAGGUCGCAUUAGCGUGUCAUUAUAGACUAGCCGUUAAUGAUAAGCGAACUAAAUUAGGAUUACCGGAAGUAAUGCUGGGACUCCUUCCUGGCGGCGGUGGUACUCAGCGCCUGCCUCAACUAAUUUCCCUUCCUACUGCUUUGGAUGCAGUACUCACUGGUAAAAAUAUUCAACCGGACAAAGCGAAGAAACUUGGCCUAGUAGAUAUCCUUGUAAACCGCCUUGGACCGGGAAUCCGAUCGCCCGAAGAAAAUACGAUGAGAUACCUAGAAGAAACCGCAGUGAAAGCCGCGCAGGAUCUCGCAAACGGAAGAUUGAAAGUUGAACGCGGUCCGAAAUCUCUUAUAGACAAGAUAAUGCAACAGAUUUUAUCCAUCAACUUUGUUAAGGAUCAGGUGUUUAAGAAAGCGAAGGGGCAAGUGAUGAAAAUGACGAAUGGUUUGUAUCCAGCUCCGCUUAAAAUUCUAGAAGUAGUGAGGGUCGGUCUGGAUAAGGGUCCUUCUGCCGGAUUUGAUGCUGAGGCCAAGGGAUUCGGUCAGCUAGCGGUUACUCCGGAGUGUAAAGGUCUUACCAGUUUGUUCUUUGGCCAGACAGCAUGCAAGAAAAAUCGUUUUGGGCCACCUAAGAGUGCAGUCAAAAAAAUUGCUGUAAUUGGAGCUGGUUUAAUGGGCGCAGGUAUCGUCCAGGUCAGUAUCGACAAAGGCUUCAAUGUCGUUAUAAAGGAUACCAACGAUGCUGGAUUAUAUCGCGGCGUAAAUCAGAUUCAAAAGGGCCUAGAUGGCGCUGUGAAGCGUAAACGAAUCUCUAAUAUCGAAAAGGACAAAUAUUUUUCCCACCUCGACGCGACAUUAAAUUACAAUUCCUUCAAGGAUACAGACGUAGUGAUCGAGGCUGUCUUCGAGGACAUCGGUAUCAAGCACAGAGUCCUGAAGGAAAUUGAAGCAGUGGUGCCGAAUCAUUGUGUCAUCGCGACCAACACGUCCGCUAUUCCUAUCACAAAAAUUGCUGCUGGUAGCAGCCGUCCUGACAAAGUGAUCGGAAUGCACUACUUCUCUCCUGUCGACAAAAUGCAAUUGUUAGAAAUUUUAACACACAAAGGAACAUCGGAAGAGACAAUCAAAACCGCUAUAGAUGUUGGUUUGAAACAGGGUAAGACCGUCAUCACAGUCGGUGAUUGUCCUGGAUUUUACACCUCAAGAAUACUUUCCUGUAUGAUGACAGAAGCAAUUAGGCUAAUGCAGGAAGGUGUAGAUCCAGUGCAGUUGGACAAAUUAACAAAGAAAUUCGGCUUCCCUGUCGGCACAGCCACUUUGUCCGACGAAGUUGGCAUUGAUGUAGGUUCUCACAUCGGUGCCGACCUCUUGAAGGCUUAUGGUGAGCGCUUUAAGGGAGGAGACACAAAUAUUCUCACCGAUAUGGUUAAAGCUGGUUUCCUCGGACGCAAGUCAGGCAAAGGUAUAUUUGUGUACGAAACUGGCUCCAAACAUAGAGAUGUAAAUCCUGGUGCAGUGGACAUUCUGAAAAACUAUAUACUCGAACCUAAGGGUAGCACGUCUGACGAGGAUCGUCAGAUGAGGCUGGUUUCGCGAUUCAUCAACGAAGCUGUAUUGUGCUUGGAAGAAAAUAUUUUAGCUAGUCCCUUGGAGGGCGAUGUGGGAGCUGUGUUCGGCCUGGGCUUCCCGCCAUUCUCAGGUGGUCCAUUCCGUUGGGUAGAUGCAUACGGUGCCCAUCGACUCGUUAAGAAGAUGGAAGAAUUCCAAACUCACUACGGCGACUCUUUCAAACCGUGCCAAUUAUUACGCGAUAUGGCGACUGAUUCUAAGCGAAAAUUCUAUCCGAAGUAAAAGUUCGAUAUAAAUCCAUUAUCAGCAUGUCUUCAUGUUAACUAAUGUUCAUCCGAGAACUGUAUUAUAUUUGUUCGCUUGAGGCUUAGAGAAAGAAAGCAAGCACCUCGAAAUAGGUGCAAAGAUUAAACGUAUGUUAGCCUGGAAUUCAGAUUAGAGUUUGUAUUUGUUACAUCUCGAGUAUAUUAAUUUGUUGAAAGUUACUUUGUGCUCCUAAUUGAAAGAAUGUUUAUCAUCUUCUAUUCAUCAAAGAGAUAUUUUUUUAGUCAUUGUAAUAGAAUAAACAAUUUACAAGCGAAUUUAUAUGUAUCUUAAUCAUAGGACUACACUACAUUUUUGUAAAUCACAUUUUGCGAAUCACAUUUGGCUUGGUUCUUUCAGAGCGUGAAUCUUUUUUAGCCGCGAAUAAUUUUAACUUCUGGUGGAAAUGUACAUAUAUUUUUGAAUGAAUUAUUUUCUAACAAAAUACCAAAUA
Trachymyrmex cornetzi is the source of this 2776-nucleotide messenger RNA. RefSeq names its product monolysocardiolipin acyltransferase Mtpalpha (gene Mtpalpha). NCBI's taxonomy places the organism in Eukaryota, Metazoa, Arthropoda, Insecta, Hymenoptera, Formicidae. The coding region runs from base 1 to 2301 and encodes 766 amino acids. Gene Ontology annotation, molecular function: long-chain (3S)-3-hydroxyacyl-CoA dehydrogenase (NAD+) activity; enoyl-CoA hydratase activity; NAD+ binding. The transcript has 11 exons. The record is from RefSeq and is a predicted model, not a curated record. Gene Ontology annotation, cellular component: mitochondrion; mitochondrial fatty acid beta-oxidation multienzyme complex. Gene Ontology annotation, biological process: fatty acid beta-oxidation.